AUGGCUCAGAACAGAGGUAACAGAGGGGUUGACAACAUUGCCCAUGACAACACUGAGAAUAUAAAUGCUGGGAUAACAGCAGGUAAUGUUGGAGGAGUAGGUGUUGCUGAACGAGUUGUACCAGCUCAGCAACCAAUGCAAAGAAGUUUGAGGGACUAUGUGCUACCUACUGUAACGGGGGCACAGUCAUGCAUUAGACCUCCAGCAGUAGAGGCUAAUAAUUUUGAAAUUAAGCCAUCUAUAUUGCAAAUGGUACAAUCAUCAGUUCAGUUUGGGGGAUCACCAACGGAAGACCCAAACUUACAUUUGGCUAAUUUCCUAGAGAGUUGGCUUAUUUCUCUGGAAGCCAAUUCUAUCACAACAUGGGAGGAGCUAACUCAGAAAUUUUUAGCAAAAUUUUUCCCACCAUCGUUGCCUGCAAGGUAUAGAGGCGAAAUCAACAAUUUUCACCAAAACGAUGGUGAAUUGCUGUAUGAUGGAUGGGAAAGGUUUAAGGAGCUGCUGAGAAAAUGUCCCCAUCAUGGAAUUGAAAAAUGGAUGUUAGUCCAUAUUUUUUACAAUGGUUUGUGUGGUACUACUCGCACAAUCAUAGAUGCAGCGUUUGGAGGAGCGUUCAUGAGUAAGAGCGCUAAUGAAGCCUAUGAUCUGUUGGAAGAAAUGGCUAUGAAUAAUUAUCAAUGGCCAUCAAAAAGAGAAACCACUAAGAAGGUGGCUGGAGUGCAUGAAUUGGAUGCCAUCUCAAUGUUGUCCGCUCAAGUGGCAACAUUAACCAAACAGUUACAGCAGAACAACAUUCAAGCUCAAGCUCCAGUUAUGCAGAUGCAGAUUAUGUGUGAUUUAUGUGGGGGACCUCAUUUAUUUGAACAAUGCACAAUGAGGGAUCUUAACAAUAUGCCUAUGGAGCAAGUGCAAACAAUAGGUAAUUUUCAAAGGCCCUCAAAUAACCCAUACUCAAUGAACUACAAUCAAGGGUGGAGGAAUCACCCUAAUUUCUCAUGGACAAGUGGUCAAGGUACUCAGCAGCAGUUUCAGCAGAGCCAACCUCAGUACUCAAGGCCUCCUCCUGGAUUUUAUCAAUCACAAAAUAGACCACCACAACAGCAAAUACCUAUGAGGCAACCUGAAGCACAACCUGAUGUACUUAAUCAAUUUAUGACAGAAACAAGGGCAUCUAUUCGAAACUUGGAAACUCAGAUUGGACAGUUGGCCACGUUAAUGGCAAACCGAGCUCAAGGGAACUUGCCAAGAACUACUGAAGUGAAUCCGAAGGGAAAUCUUAAUGAACAGUGUCAAGCUAUUACCUUGAGGAGAGGAAUAGUAUAUGAGGGACCAAGUAUAGAGAAGAAAGUUGAGUAG
Molecule: messenger RNA, 1356 nt
Organism: Humulus lupulus (European hop)
Lineage: Eukaryota; Viridiplantae; Streptophyta; Magnoliopsida; Rosales; Cannabaceae
Exons: 2
Coding region: 1-1356 (451 amino acids)
Source: RefSeq, a predicted model, not a curated record